AUGGCAAGCUCAUUGCCUACUCAUUACCACUUAUCGCAACAAGUGGAGCCACUUGCCUUGGAGACGCCGAAGUCGGCUCCAGGAAUUUCGGCGUCGAUCCAGAGCAGCCCCAGCACCUUUUAUCCAACCUCGGUUCCUGGCCCUAUCGUCGAGGACGGCUUCUAUACGUACCAAACUGCAUACGCAACAGCGGAGUAUCAAGCGGCUACGAUUCAAUACCAUCAGCAUGCCCAGCAACACACGGUACAGCCUCAGCAGCCGGCGGUGUCGGAACCACAGCAUACACCUGAUACGACUGAACAAUACUAUCCACCAUCAGUACACCCGCAACAAGAGCAAUGGACUCACUACGACCCUUCAAUCGAAGUUACAACCAUCGGACAGCAACCCGCGCACGGGAGUGUAGCAUAUCACAACUGGACCACGCUCCCCAAACAUAAUCCUUGUUGGUAUUUUUGA
This is a messenger RNA of Fusarium poae, 459 nucleotides long. RefSeq lists its product as uncharacterized. NCBI's taxonomy places the organism in Eukaryota, Fungi, Ascomycota, Sordariomycetes, Hypocreales, Nectriaceae. The transcript has a single exon. The coding region runs from base 1 to 459 and encodes 152 amino acids. The record is from RefSeq and is a predicted model, not a curated record.